UCGGUGGGGUCAACUCGGGUCAUGUGGAAUAUUGCGGCGAAAGAGGAGGGGCACGACCAGGAAUGCAUGUGGGAUAGGGGAUUUCGCCUUAUUUUGCCGCCUGGCCAUUGAAAGUAAAACCAAUAACAGAAUGACGGGAAUGAAGUGGAACGAGGUGUGGCGCCUACCGUUCGUUGGGGACUUGGAAGAACUCCCUUUCAAAGAUGACAAGGUCUGUGUUGUUGGUAUGUUUGGAAAGAGUCAAGUCGGCUAUGGCACCAAGUCUACCACCAUCAACACAAUACUGGAUCGGGAGGUUUUCCCCUUACACUGGCCAGAUGGAGCUGGGCUCCAAUCUCAAGAGGAGACCUACGUAGAAGCCUUCUACGACAAAUCCAAGAAUGUCAUAUACCUGCACCUUGUCUCCGUAUUUGACACUUCCAUGCUGGUUUCUUUGUGCACAAACUUGGAUCAGGACUUACCGUACGCAGACGUCCACAAGUUCUGGCGAGACCAGGAGCUGCAACAUGCCAGAGGCCUGAUUUUCUUGUUCCAUGUUUGCCACAUCCUGGUAGCACUGCACCCCACGUGUACAUUUGACAUGAGCUACGGACAGCUCCUGAGAACAGUAGAUAGUGUCCGUCUCAAGAUGCUCCCAAUCCUCCAGGAUGUCCUUCGCGAUGCACCGGUUGGAGCAGAGUGGAAAAGCGCCGGGCGGUCCUGCACACCCAGGCUGCUGUUCGUGUUUCAGAAGUCCUGCUUGCCAACAGAGUCAGAAACACGUGCAGAGAGUGGGAAAAGUAAGGGUACCAAGCACUCACCCAAGAAGAGACUACAGCCCCGCAUUGAGGAUCAGAUUUACAGAAUCUUUCGAAAGAGUCGUCUCCUCACCAACCAGAGCAAGGAUUGCUUAUUCACCGUCCCACCUAACCAGACCUUUGUUUAUAUCCAGUCAGGAGAUGGUCCUGUAGAUGCCAUAACUAAUCUUCUCUCCAACCUGCAUCAGAACUGUGCCAUGGGGAAGGAGGCAGAGGCCCCUGCAUCCAGAAGCUACCAGAUGUCCAGACGGACCAAUCAGUCUGCCUUGAUGAAUCCUCCCAGCAUCCUUCUGCCCACUAAACCUAAUGGUGCAGACGACUCUCUGCUGGGUUUCCUGUGGCAGCACAUCGACCUUGUGCUUAGUGGGAAAGGAUUCGAUGACAGUGUUGGCAGGAAUCCACAACCGUCACACUUUGAGCUUCCCUCGUACAAGAAGUGGCUAUCUGUGUGCAAUACGUUGUAUGAGCUGCUCCUGACGGAAGCUGGGCAACACGCAAAGGUUCAGGGCUGCCUCGAGACCAUGGGCAGUUCCCUGGACGUGGAGACAAAGUUCUCUGACAGUCGCUGUAGCAAGGUGCUGCCCCUGGCCAGCAGUGCUUACCAGAACAGCCUGCCCUCUCACUACACCAGUAAAGUACACAACAACCAGCUGGCUCAGGCCAUGAAAGUGUUUAAGCAGCAUGCACAUGGGCCGGCAUACGAGCACUAUGUACUCCAGCUACAGGAGGACUGCGAGAAGUUCUGGGCCAACGGGCGUCAGUUGUGUGAGGAGAGGAGCCUGACAGGACAGCACUGUGUGCAUCCAUUCCACACUCUGCCCAAACCUGGCCAGCCAGCAGACCCGGAGCCCUCGGACAGCCAAGUUGUGCCCUGUAUGCCUCACAACAGCCGCGCCCGCUCCCUGUGUGCCUGCAACUGUGGCCGCAAGCAGGCCCAGAGAGACGAUCCAUUUGAUGUCAAAGCAGCUAACCAUGAUUUCUUCCACCUGAUGGAAGAGAAGUGCUGCUCCAGUCUGGAGCACAUCUCGUUCCCAGUGUUCCAGAGGCAGCCACAAGGGACUCCUGGUGAAGAGGUGGCCCCCACGCCCGAGGAGGACCCCCCUCCCACAUUUCAGCCCGAGGUGUCGAUCAAAACUGACACAGAGCCAAGCAAGAGGAAGGACUCAGUCCUGUCAUCUGCAACAACGACUGCCAGCGGAGGCCUUAGCUUGGCUCUCAGCUUAGGUCAGUCAGGAGGGAGCGACAUGUUCGUGAGCAUGCUGCAUGCUGACCAGAACUCGGACAGCCUGGCAGCUGUGGGCAUGGACAGCAUGAUGGCUGCAGACUCUCAGCAGCAGGAGGCUGAGGCUGAGAAGACAUCACAGUUGGUCCGGCAGCCAUCUGUAACAGAGUCUCUGCCUGGCAUGCUGCACUCUGACUGCCCACCAGGGAUCCUGCCCAAGUUCUCCUCCUGGGAGCUGGUCUCGCUGGGCCCUGUCAGCCAGUACUAUCCCAGCAUGGGGCUGGAGCAGCCAGGGUUCAUACAUGGCAGCAACUUUCUCCUGGCCUGGGAUAUACCUAUCCACACUGAACGGCCACAGCAAGGAGAUCAAGCAUGGCCGGCUCCAGGAGAGUCUCAGAGUGUACGGCGCUCUAUCCCGCAUGGCGGCAAGCCGCGCAGGGGGGCAAAAGACUCUGACUCCUUCGUACGCGUAUACGUCGGGUACGAGUACGAAUGUGCUCGUGGACACCGCUUCCUGUGCAGUGGCCCUGAUAAGGUGAUGAAGGCGUCCAAUUCUGGAUCUGUGAAGGAAACAGCAAUGAAGCUGCUGAGUAUGGACAUGCCUCUGUACUUCCCCUGCCCAUGUCCAUCCAGAGGUGCCAAGCCCCACCUGGGUCAGCUGAUGAGAGUCUUCAUCACCACACCUGACCCCCCCGUACAGAUCCAUCUGCACCCCCGGCUGCAGCCCGGCCCCCCUCCCUGUCCCACCUUCUACCCCCAGGACGAGGACAUCCCCCUGCCCCCCUCGCGGCUGUGGGUCCUGCGCCUGCCGUUCGUGUACGUGGGAGAGGCGGGAGUGAUCUCCCCACCGCGGGACUCCCAGCCCUUACUCAGCUGUAAGGUGCUGAAGGGGCUGCUGAAGGCCACCAUUGUGGAGGAGGGAGACUGAUGCUGCUUGGAAGUCUCUUGUCACAUGUCACUGUCAACCCAUGUUGAGAGGGUUAUUGGCAGGAUGUAGCAUUAAGAGCAAAGCAUGAGAGAACAGCUGUUAUGCACUUGUCGCUUUCACUGAUGUACACAAAGUACAAAAGCAAGGUUUGUGACGUACUGGAUUUCAAAGCUGAUCAACAAGUUAGUGAGAAGAGAAAUGUAACAGUUGUGGCACAGAUGGACCCUGUUCUGAUGUUAUUUCUUGUAAUCCAUCUUUUAUAUCUCGGAGGAGCAUACUGUCAGUCUGCAAUGUAACACUAACAAAGAGAUCCUACUAUUAGCAAUAGAACUAGGAAAUGUUGGCUGAAUGGAAGCCUACUACUGGUAUUGCCUGGGACUGUUAUGGGCAACAUAAGCAGUGUUAUGUUACAGCUACCUAGAAUGCAAAGAUUUGAAUGAAA
Messenger RNA from Branchiostoma floridae (Florida lancelet), 3389 nucleotides. Its product is annotated as protein SMG8-like. The record is from RefSeq and is a predicted model, not a curated record. The transcript is spliced from 8 exons. Gene Ontology annotation, biological process: nuclear-transcribed mRNA catabolic process, nonsense-mediated decay. NCBI's taxonomy places the organism in Eukaryota, Metazoa, Chordata, Leptocardii, Amphioxiformes, Branchiostomatidae. The coding region runs from base 131 to 2947 and encodes 938 amino acids.